UGCAAUACAAAAAUAAGCAAUCUCAUUUUCGCGGUUGUAAAUAAUAAUUCACACUUGUUAUCUGUUUGUGUAUUUAGGUUCUAAUUAAAUUAUAAUUUAAUGAACUACAACUAAAAUGGAAAUUACAAGGAAGAACUUUGUCGAACAAUUCGAUAACAUAAGUAAAAACUUGAAGAAGUCUUGUUUUGUGGGCUUCGACGCGGAGUUCACGGCCUUAUUAUCAGGAGAGUGCUUCAAACACCGGUUAUUUGAUACAAAUGAAGAACGAUAUGACAAAAUAAAAUCUGAAGUGGGUAGAAUGAUAAUGACCCAAGUGGGAUUGACAAUGUUCCAGUAUGACCGCGAACAUGAUACAUACGUAGCUACGGGAUAUACGUUCCAUCUCUGUCCGCAGGCAUUUGGAGAUGUAGACCAGUCUUUUAUAUUCCAGGCUUCCACACUCAGGUUUCUUUGUAGGCACAACUUUAACUUCAACAAGUUCACAUAUGACGGUAUCCCGUACCUCAGCAAAGCAGAGGAGGCCCAGGUGCGGAAACACCUUGCUGACAACAUGAUGUUCAAGAACCUCACCCGCAUGCUAGAGAUGGAGGAUGAGAAGCUGCUGCAGAGCCAUUGCUCUGACGUUUCUAAAUGGUUGAGUGACAAAGAAGAAGACACUAUGUAUAUAGAUGUAGCGAGUCCAGUGCUCCGAUACGUCCUCCACAAUGAGAUCAGGCUGCGCUUCCCAGAGGUCCUCACCACGGAUAGCCUAGGUAAUAGUAACAAGGUAUUAAUAUACAAAGAUAAAUACGUAGAAGGCGCAAACAACGUUCCGCUGGCCAUUCUAGAAGAAAACCUCAUGAGCCACCUACUGGGCUUCUCUCAAAUCAUCUCAAUCCUUGAGCAACAUCAAAAACCCAUCGUCGGCCACAACAUAUUCAUAGAUACAGUGCUACUCCAUAAUCAAUUUAUAGGACCGUUGCCUAAGAAAUAUUCAACAUUUAAAAACAAUAUUCACAAGAUGUUUCCGAAUAUGUUUGAUACCAAAUAUAUUUCUCAUGUUAUGGCUAAGAAAUUGUCGUAUGAUGAAGUGUGGAAAUCAAAUGCAUUACAAGACCUAUAUGAAUUCUUCUCGGAAGCGAAAUGCAAGAAAUUACAAAGUGGGGUAAACCUUAUAAAGCUGAGUACGCCAUUUGAUGUGCAGCAAACUUACCAUGAAGCGGGGUGGGACUCUUAUUGUUCAGGCUACUGCUUCACCCGGCUCGGGCACUGGGCGGCGUGCGAGAACAUCGGCAAGUUCCGGCCGGUGGGGCCGGCGGAGGCGCUCGCGGCGCUGGCUCCUUACAGCGGCAAGGUCAACGUCAUACGGGGCGCUAUUCUGUAUAUGAACCUAGAAGGUGAUGACCCACCGCGCCAGCGGCCCGACUGGCUGCACGUCAGGGCCCUGAAAGAACGGGUGCUUAACGUCGAAAAGUUGGCUUCACUGCUGGCCGGACUAGGAUCUGUAGAUGUGAAGCCGCAUGACAGUCGCUCAGCGUUGCUUGCCGUCGCUACGCAGUACACAGCUGAUAAAAUCCUGCGUCAGUUCCGAGACAGCCGAGAGUAUAAGAUAUCGAUGUACAACGUAUACAGACACUCAAAACGGGCGCGGGUAGCAGUGUGGAGUAGUGCCAUCAUCACAGGUAGCCUGAUGCUAUAUAUUUUCCACAAGAGUGUAAAGGGGUAAUGUGCAGGUAUAAAUUAAAUAACGUCUAAAUACCUACUGUUAUGAUAAAAACCGACUUGCCUUGAAAUGUAAUAAUUAUAUGUUACGCAUCAAUUUAAUAUUUUUCAAAGGUAGCGUGAAAUAGUUAAUUUUUAUGUUAUUCCGUCA
Molecule: messenger RNA, 1852 nt
Organism: Cydia strobilella
Lineage: Eukaryota; Metazoa; Arthropoda; Insecta; Lepidoptera; Tortricidae
Product: pre-piRNA 3'-exonuclease trimmer-like
Exons: 11
Coding region: 116-1705 (529 amino acids)
Biological process (GO): nuclear-transcribed mRNA poly(A) tail shortening
Cellular component (GO): cytoplasm; endoplasmic reticulum
Molecular function (GO): poly(A)-specific ribonuclease activity; RNA binding
Source: RefSeq, a predicted model, not a curated record